Messenger RNA from Lottia gigantea (owl limpet), 2505 nucleotides. RefSeq lists its product as hypothetical. NCBI's taxonomy places the organism in Eukaryota, Metazoa, Mollusca, Gastropoda, Lottiidae. The transcript has 18 exons. The coding region runs from base 1 to 2505 and encodes 834 amino acids. The record is from RefSeq and is a predicted model, not a curated record.
AUGAUCAAUCUUGCCUUCCCGGUUUUAGACUCGAUGUUAAUGGAAGUUGAAACGUCGAUGACCUGCUGUAAAGGCCUAUUGAAGAGAAGUUUUGAGGAGCUACAAUCCUAUUGCCAAUUCGAUCCAUCUUUUUCAACAGUUGACACAGAAAUCUCGUCGAGCUUCAGAGGCCAGGCUAAAAGUGGUAGAGUCCGUGUUGUUUUCCGUACUGCAGAACCACUGAUACCUAAACCAAGCUCAUCAUCUUCUGAUGGACUCUCGAUCAAAACAUCAUCUGAUGGUAGUUAUUCAAUCAGUAUCAAUAAUAUGACAUGGUUUAACAGUGCUCCUACAUUCUUCUUUACUGAUGGUCAUAAAUUUGUUAGUGGUAAAGAUCUGAAACUAACAACAACUACAUCUGAUGAAGGUAGUGAUGAAAUAGGUCGAUGGUCUAGUACUAAUUUUAACUAUCAAGCUGGUAAUGUGAAUAUAAUUACCUAUAUUAAGACGUACCACUAUCCCAAAUUGCCAUUGAUUAUAUUUGGCCAGAAAUAUGUCAAUGGUGCCCAUAACACAUCAUCUGGUGAUGCGGAGGCAACCAUUUCUUCUUUUCCUGGGUUCACACUAGAUGAUUCCAUACCACAAAAUCUUGGUUGCUUAUCCUAUGGUGGUUAUAUGUUUGGUGAAACUGCAAGAAAAAUAGGAAGAUAUGAUUCAAGUGGAAAAAGUAUUAAUUUUGGUGUCGAGGGAGGACCUUACGCUGUUUAUGACAAUUCUGGUAAUGCUGUGGUAUUUUCACCAGCUAACAGAUUUAUGUCAACAUCAGUGUGGCACGAAUCAGCCAGUGAAACUAAUGGAGCUCUACACUGGGGUACCAUGGGGUUAGUAGAUGAAGUACCAGAAGAUUAUCAGAUGGAAACUGUGGUAUAUUAUAGUGAUCAAGGUAUUAAUAAGGCGUUUGAUGGAUGGGGUGAAUACUUACGAUAUCGACAUGGAAGACAUGACUCUUAUGUACUGAGUGAUUUAACAGUAAAUUAUUUAGGUUUCUGGACAGAUAGGGUUCGAAUUCUUCUUUUAUUAGGAGCAUACUAUUUUCGUAUGACAGAGAAAAAUAAAACUUAUGAAGACACAAUAAUAGAUAUCAAGACUUAUAUUGACGAAAUCAAAGUUCCUUAUAGGUAUAUUCAGUAUGAUAAUUGGCGAUAUACUUGGGGAAUGUAUAACGGGGUAAAAGAUUGGGCUCCUAAACCAGAAGUAUUCCCUCAUGGAUCGCAAUAUGUAUACAACAAGACUGGAUUACCUAUUUUAGCACAGAACAAAUAUUGGGCACCAGAUACAGUGUAUGCUAAACAAAAUGGAGGUGAUUAUGAAUUUAUCGUAGAGAAAGAGAGAGCUCUACCAAUUGAACAGAGGUUCUGGGAUGAUUUCCUCGGUGAGGCCAGAAAAUGGGGAUUAAUUGUUUAUGAACAGGAUUGGUUAAAUAUUGAAUUCAAAACCUUGAAUGCUUUGCUGACCCAAAUAGAUUUGGGUACUAUGUGGUUGACACAAAUAGCAUCAGCAGCCAAAAAGCAUGGAAUGACUAUGCAGUACUGCAUGUCUAAUACAAAAGAAGCUAUGCAAACCUUAGAACUGCCAAUAGUAACUCAAGCUCGAGUAAGUGGUGAUUAUCAGCCUGGUAUUGAUCAAUGGAAAAUUGGUGUUACCUCAAUAUUUGCUCAUGCAAUGGGUAUUAGACCUUUCAAAGACAAUUUCUGGACAAUUGGAAUUCAACCUGGAAACUCUUACAAUAUGACUGAAACCCACCCUGACUUAGAAGCAGCUGUUGCAACUUUAAGUACAGGACCAGUUGGUCCCAGUGAUAGAAUUGGUUACAGUAAUGUUACACUUAUCAUGAAAUGUUGUAAUACUGAUGGUUUAAUAUUAAAACCUUCUAAACCUGCUACAGCUAUUGAUGAUCAGAUUAUUCAGUCAGCUUUAGGUAGCGGAGGUCCUGAAGGUGAAGUAUGGUCAACUUAUUCUAAAAUUGGUGAAAUAUACUUUGGUAUUAUUUUAGCAGCUAACAUGUCCAAUGUUUAUAGUUUGACACCUUUCAAGGCUGGAUUUGAUACUAUUGAAGAAUUGGUGGUAUUUGAAAUGGAUAGGCCUACAAGUUUAACAGUGUUCUCUAACAUUUCAACAAUAGACAUAACAACUGGUUGUACAAAAGUAGAUUUCUGUUUGUAUUAUGUAUCACCAGUCCUUACUAUAGGCAACCACAAGAUAGUAAUAUUAGGAGAGAUUUCUAAAUGGGUACCAGUAUCCCCACAACGAGUAACUCAAAUAAAUCAAGAUUCUAAUGAGUUAACAAUAGAUAUAACUGGUCAACCAGGAGAAUCAGUUCCAUUCUAUUUUAAUAUUGAUGGACAAACCAAUACUAUUAAUUGUGCAUUAGGUCUUCUAGUUUUCCAACAGAUAACAGAUAAUCUACCGAAACCAAACCAAACCAACGACUACCAUUCAACUACCAAUCAACAAGAAAUACCAUGA